AAAAAUCUUUUAAAUUCUUCCUAAGACUUGGUUAGAUGAAAAAUACAUGCAUGGAAGCAUCUUCAGUUGUGGUUGAUUCAUGUUCGUUCAAAACGCGACUGGGGUUGGGGCAUUUUAUAUUUAAACAUUUCUGCUUUUCUCUAGCCAAAAGUGUUCCGAUGAGCGAUGUGGUCCGUGGGCUUUUUGUAUUUUUUAUUUUAUGAUAGAACCCAGGAAAUUGUUCCUACGCUAUGUCCAAAGCAGCAAUGGAUGCAUUCACCAGGAAUUUAGCUAUUGAAUUAGCACCUUUCGGAAUACGGGCAAAUAGCGUAAGACCAGGACUAACAAUGAGUAAUCUUGCGAGACAUGACAUAACAGAUGAAGAAUUCUUCAAAAAGAUGAUGACAUUAUUCGGAAAUGAGAACCCCUCUGGACGGAAUGGUACGCCGCAAGAUGUGGCCAAUGCUGUAUCUUUCUUGGCGUCUGACAAAUCAUCGUAUAUAACGGGACAGGACAUAGUUAUUGAUGGCGGACGUUUUAUUCGAUAUUAAUUUAAAACAAUUACUUCACAAUAUUAUGUUUGACUUUGAUACAAAUUAGAUCAGAUUGGCAGAUAUAUUCUGGUAGCCACAUUUGGCGCUAAUUUUUUUUUCCCAAUGCUCACUAUCUAGCCUCUUGAAAACUCCAACACAUUUUGCUCUAAGUAAUGAUUACUUACAUAUAUAUAGAUAGGAUCUCGGACAAAUGCAAUAUUCGAGAAAUCCUGUCCAAAUGGGGAAAUUUCGAUAAGCCAAUUUUUGGCCCAUGAUGAAUUUCAGUUUAGUUUGUUAAAUAAUACUGAUAAAUGUCUGUCCU
Messenger RNA from Saccostrea cuccullata (small rock oyster), 834 nucleotides. RefSeq lists its product as uncharacterized. Lineage: Eukaryota; Metazoa; Mollusca; Bivalvia; Ostreida; Ostreidae. The record is from RefSeq and is a predicted model, not a curated record. Bases 231 to 530 code for a protein of 99 amino acids. Gene Ontology annotation, molecular function: 2,3-dihydro-2,3-dihydroxybenzoate dehydrogenase activity. Gene Ontology annotation, biological process: siderophore biosynthetic process. The transcript has 4 exons.